Molecule: messenger RNA, 3630 nt
Organism: Engraulis encrasicolus (European anchovy)
Lineage: Eukaryota; Metazoa; Chordata; Actinopteri; Clupeiformes; Engraulidae
Gene: igdcc4
Product: immunoglobulin superfamily, DCC subclass, member 4
Exons: 24
Coding region: 1-3630 (1209 amino acids)
Biological process (GO): cell-cell adhesion; axon guidance; neuron migration
Cellular component (GO): axonal growth cone; cell surface; plasma membrane
Molecular function (GO): protein binding
Source: RefSeq, a predicted model, not a curated record
AUGUUCAAGAGUCCAUUGUGGGUGGAGCUAAGCUGUGGGGCGGGGCCUGUGCACGCCGUGCUGGAGCCUGAUAGGCCACUGCUUCUGGAGUGUCAGCUUGGGGCCACACCAUUGGAGGAGGAGGAGGAGGAGGAGGAGGAAGGGGAGGCGGGGCCAGUGGAGGUCAGCUGGCUGCGAGACGGGGAGGAGCUUCAGGAGAGCUCCGUCUUGCAGCUCCUGUCCAACGGCUCGCUGCUGGUGGUGCCACCGCCUGCCUGGUCCCGUGACACCAGGGACUCGAGGGCGCCCUCCUCAGGUCUGGAGGGGGGCUACAGCUGCCGCAGAACGGACACCUUCGGAGUGCUGACCAGCCGAGUGGUCCACCUACACCUGGCCAGCUUGUCCCGUAUCCUAAAGGGCCCGGAGGACCAGGUGAUCGCGGCAGGAGGGGCGGCCCGAUUCGAGUGCCUAGUCGAGGGGCUACCCACCCCCACCAUCACCUGGGAGAGGGACCAGGAAACCCUGGAGCCCAGCGCUAGGUUCCUUACCCUUCCCAGUGGUGUUCUUCAGAUCCUGGGCGUGACGGAGGAAGAUGAGGGAGCCUACAGAUGCAUCGCCUUCAACACCGCGCGCAGGAGAUACAGCCAAGAAAGCAGACUCACUGUCACACCAGGUGUGUCUUCUGUGUCUGCCAAGGUGGAGCUGUUGUCUCGGCCCCAGAACUCCACUGUGGUGCUGGGACACCCGGCUGUGAUGGAGUGUAUGGCACAGGGCCACCCCAAACCCCUCAUCUCAUGGAGCAGACUAGAUGGUAAGCCCAUCUCUGCUGACGUGGUGGUUCAGAAGACCAACCUGGUGAUCCCACGCACACGCCAACACCACGCAGGAGUCUACGUGUGCCGCGCCAACCGACCAAUGACCAGGGAGUUCGUCAGCGCCCUCGCAGAGCUACGCGUUCUCUCCCCUCCGGUCAUCCUCCAGCCUCCCGAGCCUGUGUCUCUGUCGCGGGGCAACACGGCGCGUUUCGUCUGCAACAGCUCCGGCGAGCCGCCCCCGGCCCUGCUGUGGCUACGUAACGGGCAGCCCGUGCAGGCCAACGGCCGCGUGAAGACCCAGAGCGCGGGGGUCCUGCUCAUCAACCAGCUGGGGCCUGACGACGCCGGAUACUACACGUGCCUGGCCUCCAACAGUCUGGGUACCGCCUGUGCCACGGCCAAGCUGUCCGUCAUCGUGAGGGAGGGGCUUCCGAGCGCGCCACGGCAACUGCAGGCCACGCCCCUGUCCAGCACCACGGCCAUGCUGACCUGGGAGAGGCCGGAGCAGAACAGCGACCAGAUCAUCGGCUUCUCCGUACACUACCAGAAGGCCUCAGGUUCGGACAAUCUGGAGUUGCAGCAGGCUGUGAAUAACGACACCAUGGAGAUCGUGCUGAAGGAGCUGCUGCCCCACAUGACCUACGCCCUGUACGUGGUGGCCUACUCCCAGAUAGGGGCCAGUAGGAAAUCACACACGGUCACCAUGGACAUGCUGGAGGACGUGCCCAUCGCGGCCCCCCAGCUCUCCUUGCUGAGCCCCUCCUCUACGGACAUCCGGGUCAUGUGGCUUCCUCUGUCCCCGCUGCAGAGCAGAGGCACUGUCACCAGCUACCAGAUAGACCACAGCACUCUGGGACAGGGCGAGCGUGUGUUUUCCACGGAGGUGAGCGGCAACGAGACCCAGGUGACGCUCCGGGGCCUCUCGCCCAAUCAGCUUUACCGGGUGCGGAUGAGGGCGGGGACUCGGGCCGGCUACGGGCCAAUGUCUGAGUGGCACACUCACCUCACACCUGACCUCAACCUCACCAUGGUGCUCUUAUCGCCCAUGGAGCUGAAGGUUAGGGCCAAGAUGCACUCUCUGCACGUCUCCUGGCAACCCCCGACCAAUCACACGCAGAUAUCCGGCUACAAGCUGGCCUACCAGAUGCUGGACUCCGAGGAGGGGGCGGGCUCUACCAAGAAAAGGCCUGAGACUCAGCCAAUCAAGUUGCGCAAAAGGGUCAAGCAUCAUGACAUCACAGCCUUAGUUCCUGAUCGCUUGUAUGAGGUGAAGGUCUGGGCUUACAACAAGCAGACAGAGGGACACCCGGCAGUGUGGAAGGGACGCACCGAGAAAUCUCCAAGCCAACCCACGUCCCCAGAUGAGCCCAGCCCUCCGCUGCCCCCUAGUGGCCUGAGGGCGGUGGCCAACAGCUCUCGCUCCAUCUGGCUCCGCUGGGAGAGGCCGCGCUUCAGCAGCGUACGCAUCAUCAACUACACCGUACGCUGCAGCCCCGCCGGCCUGCGCAACGCCUCACUGGUCGCCUAUUACACCAGCUCUACUCAGGACAUCCUCUUGGGGGCGCUAAAGCCCUUUACUCGCUAUGAGAUGGCCGUGCAGUCCAACGCCUUCAAUGUGGUCGGACCCUUUAGCUCUGUAGUGGAGGAGUCAACGCUAGCCGACCGCCCCUCCACUCCGCCUGCUGAUUUCCAGUUGAGUGCGGUGGACACCUCCUCAGUGCUGGUGCAGUGGCGCCCCCCGGUGGAGCCCAAUGGCAUCAUCACUGGCUACAGCAUUCUCUUCAGCUGCAACAUCAGCCAACCAGAACACAUGUGGAAUAACAGCACUCACAACGGGAGUACCAGCAGUACGGAGGUGCAGGGUCUCCAGAGUGGGACUCGUUACUUCUUCAAGAUGGGGGCCUGCACUGACGUGGGAGCCGGACCCUACUCGCCCGUCAAGGACGUGCACACACACUACAACGGCUACGAGCUGGAUGUCCAUGCGGUGACUGGCAUCAUCGUGGGCGUGUGUCUGGGCCUCAUCUGCAUACUUCUCUGCAUGUGUCUCAGCUUCCGCAACAGCAACGCCAAGAACAGGGACAUGAUGGGUGGCGUUGACUCUGGUCCGGUGUCCCCCCAUUUUGGUCGAGGGGGGGUUCGAACCGUGACCCCCUCCCUUCCUGACUGCAACGACUGUCACGAGCUGGAGACCCUAAUGCCUGGACCCUGUGGCCUGCACCAGGUGCCCCAGGCCACCCCCACUGCCACCACGGCCGCCAUGGAGCCCUCUGAGGCGCAUUGCCUUAUGGGUAAUGUAGGCACGGGGGACGAGUCAACAGAGCUGAAGCUGGCGUGGAACGGGUCAGUAAGCCGCGACUGGGCUAGCCGGAUCUCCCGGUACCGAGACACCAUCACGGAGGACUCCUCAACUCUCUACAACGGAGGACUGGAGGGCAUCGGCAAAGACAAGGUGAAGCGUGACGGCCAGCCACAGCUCUACGCCCCAGUCGCCAACAGCAACAAGGUGGAGGCCGAGGUCAUCGUCCAUUCGCAACUCUCCGAGCCAAUCAGAAGGGAGAGUGGCAUGGUAGACUCCUCCCCCUCCCGGCCCACCUCUUCGACAGCAGUGGCGUCGUCCCCAGGGUCCCAAAGCCCACCGGUUGCUGUCCCCUCUGGCUCGUACCAGCAGCAGCAGCCGCCAUCGUCACUUCCACAGUCCCCUGCAACCAACAACAACGAUACAACCCCUUCCCAUCCAAUUCACCAGCUCUCCUCCUUCUCACCAACUGCCAGGCACCAACACCACCACCCCAUCCCCCCAGCAAACGUCACUUCCAUCAUCCCAGGUCACUAG